Cinclus cinclus is the source of this 4530-nucleotide messenger RNA. RefSeq names its product KIAA1549 like. NCBI's taxonomy places the organism in Eukaryota, Metazoa, Chordata, Aves, Passeriformes, Cinclidae. Bases 1 to 4530 code for a protein of 1509 amino acids. The record is from RefSeq and is a predicted model, not a curated record. The transcript is spliced from 22 exons.
AUGUGGAGGAUGCGGGAGGAUGGGGAGGGAUGCAGAUGCUGCAGAUGCUGCAGAUGCUCGCCGCUGGCAGGAUUGUCCCCCUCGCCACCAGAGCGUGGUUUUCUCGCCCUGGCUGACCCGCCCAGCUCUCCAGCUCCCUGCCCGCUGCUGGAGCCGAUUAAAGCCUCCCAGCAGAGCCGCCGGGGUGGCACAGGCGACGCUCGGGACGUGUCACAGCAGCUGUCCCCUCCCGGAGCAGGGCUGCUGACAUUUGGGCCGGGCACGCCAGGAAGGCAGGCCGUGCCAAAAGUGCAUUUUCUCUGCUGUCGGGAUUGUUAUGGGUUUAGUUCUUCAAAGAGCAGAGGGGUCGUUGAUUGCUGUAAAGUUGUUUGUUGUAAAGGCCCACCGGUCUCAAGAGGAGAAGAGUCCCAAGUGUUUAAAUUCUGCGUUAAAGAUUUCUGGCAUCAAGUCCCGACUGAAGCAGAAGCAGCUCCCUGGUGCAGGAGGCAGAAGCUGCAGCCUGGUAUCAGGCAACAGCAUAUCAAUGAUGCUCCUUCUACAGGAAGUUUUCCUAAUUGGAGAUCUAUACUAUCACCAACACGGCCUUCCACAGAAACUAAGACUCCCUCAGUAGCUGAUAUUUCUUUGGGACAGACUUUGGAGAACGCGGACUUGCUUCAGAUGAUCAGGACAACGCUGACUGGUGCGCGUGCCAGGACUUUGGAUCAGAUGCACCUGUCACCCUCCCUCUAUCAGGGCAGUGGGAGCAGUGCACCCCAGGAGCCCGCUGAGGUCUCAGCCGAGUCGCCUCUGAGGCCAUCAUCUCAAGAUGCAGAUGACACAACUGCUCUAACAGGUUUGCCUCAGCUUGUGUUAUCUGGAGUAUCUUCUGGUGCAAUACCUACAGUAGAAACUUCAGAAGCAAAACCACUAACAAGAAAAUCAUCUCCAGCUUCACCAGUGCCAGCUUCUUCCUUCUUUUCUUUAGGCACUGAAAACACACCUUUGCCAUCUGUGAUGGCUUUAAGCACACCGAUACCGACACUAACAAAAAAUAUCACUGCCACUAAACUGACACCGGAUCUAAGCUCGGUAGGAACACAGGCAGAUUUUCCUUUUGCAACGAGGAGCACGACCGCGUCACCUCUGGACACGCCAGCUCUGCUCAUAACCCCCAAGAGCAGCACAGCUUCCACACUCGCACCCACAGCUCAUGCACCAAGGCAGAUAGAGACAACAGUAACUGACACCCAGAAGUUCCCGAGCUCAGCCAUCACCAAAAGGCCAACCCCAUACCCACUGACAAUGACAGCAGCUUUGACAUCUGUUGCAGCGUCAGCGAAAACAACUAGGCUUCCCCUUUCUGCAGUGGAACUCAGCCCUGCUCCUCCCGGCAGCGCGGCAGCCGCCGCCUUCGCUAACAUGACGGCAGCUCCCUCCCUGGAAUGCCGGCUCUCUGCCAACAUGAUGGUGAAAACAGUUCUGUUUCUGAACACAAGGAGGAUGAUGAUCAGCAAUGCCUUCAGGGAGAGUGUGAGAAGAGGCCUCAACCAGGUGCUGAGACAAGCUUUCAACCAGAACGUCAGCGCUCAGGUUGAAGUGCUGGAGCAGUCGAGUAACCUCACGGUUGGUUACUAUGUCACACGGGGCAGGCUGGUUUUCACACCGGCUGCUGUCACCGAAACGCUGCUGGCCUAUGGCAUCAGCAAUGCCACGGCAGACAUGAGGCAGCACGUGCCACAUCUGCAGGCCCUGGUGGCCCUGGCCCUGCCCUGGCAGCCCCUGCCUGCCUACCACUUCCAGCUGAAGACAGAGCUGCAGUUUGUGGGCCAAACAGACAAUAUCCAGUCGUGCAAAUUUGUUCAGACCAUGGAGCAGCGGCUCCAGAGAGCAUUUCAGGAUGCUGAAAGAAAGGUCCUAAACACCAGCAACAACUUAACUGUUCAGAUUUUGAACACUUCUAAUGUCUCCCAAGCUGUCACUCUGUUUUAUGUAGUGAAAAAUCAAAGCACAACUCUAAAUGGCACUAUUUCCAGCAACCUUCUUAAUCAGCUGUCAGCUGAGCUGGUGGGUUUCUACCUCACCUACCCACCUCUCACCAUUGCUGAAUCUCUGGAGUAUCCAAACCUUGAUGUCUCAGAAUCAACUAGAGACUACUGGGUGAUAACAGUCAUCCAAGGGGUUGAUAUUGCUCUGCUGGGGCUGAACAACCAGAGCUUUGCCAGGCUGAUGGAGCAGCGCCUGGCCCCGCUGUUCAUGAUGUCCCACCAGCAGGGAAGGCGAUUCCGACGCGCCACCACCGUGGGCAGCUACACUGUGCAGAUGGUAAAAAUUCAACGUAUCCCAGGACCCAAGGAGCCAGCUGAACUUACAUAUUACACUUUAUACAACGGGAAGCCCCUGCUGGGCACUGCAGCUGCCAAAAUUUUGAGCACAGUUGACUCCCAGAGGAUGGCCUUGACACUGGGCUAUGUCAUCCAAGUUCAAGCUGAUCCUGUGGUGAAGAACCCCCCAAACAACCUGUGGAUCAUUGCAGCUGUGCUGGCUCCCAUCGCUGUGGUCACCGUCAUCAUCAUCAUCAUCACCGCGGUGCUGUGCAGGAAGAACAAGAACGACUUCAAACCAGACACCAUGAUGAACCUGCCCCAGAGAGCCAAGCCAGUACAAGGCUUUGACUAUGCCAAGCAACACUUGGGUCAGCAGGGAGCAGAGGAUGAGGUUUUACCUGUGACUCAGGAGACUGUCAUCCUUCCACUUCCAGUCAGAGAUGCUCCUGCCUCCCAGGAGAGAGAAACCACCCAGGAUGGGAGCACCAUCAAAACUGCCAAAUCCAACGAAACCAGGAAAAGCCGGUCCCCGAGUCAGAGCGGCUCCAUCCUCAGCAAUGGGUCGGGGAAGCCCAGCUCCGGCCGGAGCUCCCUGCGCAAGGUGACGGCCCCGCAGAAAGGCGCCAAAGAAGAAGGGAGGAAAAGGAACGGUUUUACAUCUUCAAAGAAAAUUGUGGCUGUGAGUGAUGAAGAGGAAGGAGGGAUUCUCUUUGAUAACGUCGCCAAGUCUGCCGUGGACCCCUUUGACACCUCCUCGGGCUCAGUGCAGCUCAUCGCCAUCAAACCCGUGGCCCUCCCUGCUGUCCACGCUGCUUCAGAGAGGAGCCAGGAGUCUGCCAUCAUCAACGGGGAGGUGAACAAGGCUUUGAAGCAGAAGUCUGAUAUAGAGCACUACCGCAACAAGCUGCGCCUGAAAGCCAAGAGGAAAGGCUACUAUGAUUUCCCACAGGUCGAUAAUAACAAGGCGCUGACAGACAGAAAAAGGAUGUAUGAGAAAAACCAGAAAGAACUUGACCACAUUUUGGAUCCAGAGGCAGAUGUCUCAUCUCUUUUUGCUGAGCCUAAGAACAGGCAGCCACUGAAGAACUCGGUGUACAGAAGCAGGCAGUCCCUGAACAGUCCCAGCCCGGGGGAAACUGAGAUGGAUCUUUUGGUGACUCGAGAAAGGCCUCGACGAGGCAUCCGCAACAGUGGCUAUGAUACGGAGCCCGAAAUUAUCGAGGAAACCAACGUGGACCGCGUCAACGAGCCGCGGAAUUACGGGCGAGCCCGGCAGGCCAAGGGGCACUCGGAGACGUCGACGCUGAGCUCGCAGCCGUCCAUCGACGAGGUGCGGCAGCAGAUGCACAUGCUGCUGGAGGAGGCCUUCAGCCUGGCCUCUGCUGGCCACGGGGGCCAGCCCCGGCAGGACGCCUACGGCUCGGCCCCGCACCUGCCCUACUCCGAGGUGGUGACCAGCGCUCCGGGCACCAUGAGCCGGCCGCGGACGGGCGUGCAGUGGGUGCCCACCUACCGGCCAGAGGUGUACCAGUACAGCUUGCCAAGGCCCGCUUAUAGAUUUUCUCAGCUUCCUGAGAUGGUAAUGGGUUCUCCUCCCCCUCCUGUCCCUCCCAGAACAGGUCCUGUGGCUGUUGCCUCUCUCAGGAGGUCUACAUCAGAUAUUGGCAGCAAAGUGAGAAUACCUGAGUCCAGUGGAGCAGAUCAGGCCCAGCACCAUGACCAGACACCUUUUGCACCUGGUUCGAGAGCUCCCAUGUCUGUUGGUCCGCUCGAUCAAUCAGCUUUUCACUCAGGAAACACGGUCCCAGCAGUGUUUGCCAUUCCAGCAAACCGACCUGGCUUCACGGGCUAUUUUAUCCCAACUCCUCCCACUGCCUACAGGAACCAAGCCUGGAUGCCCUAUGCUGGAGAGAAUGAGUUGCCAGGGCAGUGGGCAGAGUCUGUGCCGCUCCCCGGCUACAUCGAGGCGUACCCCCGGUCCCGGUACCAGCAGAGCUCCCCGUCCCGCCUGCCCCGGCAGUACAGCCAGCAGGGCAGCCUGCACCCCAGCCUGGAGCAGGCUCCGCUGGCCUCCGCCGCCGCCUCCCAGCAGAGCCUGACCGACAACGACCCCUCCGACGCGCCGCUCACCAACAUCUCCACCGCCGCCCUCGUCAAGGCUAUACGAGAAGAAGUGGCCAAGCUGGCCAAGAAGCAAACAGAUAUGUUUGAGUUCCAGGUCUAA